AUGGCCCCUGCGAGGAUGCGAGCCGUGCAGUACGACGGCUACGGCGAAGGCGCCGCGGGGCUCAAGGAUGUGCAAGUUCCUGUUCCUUCGGCGAAGAAGAAUGAGCUGUUGCUGAAGCUGGAAGCCGCAAGCAUCAAUCCAGUUGACUGGAAGAUGCAGAAAGGGAUGUUGAGGCCUCUGCUGCCUCGUAGGUUGCCCUAUAUCCCAGUGACUGAUGUGGCAGGAGUAGUAGUUGAUGUUGGUUCUGGAGUCGAUGGAUUCCAAGCUGGAGAUGAAGUCGUCGCCAUGUUGAACCCAUUCUCUGGAGGUGGAUUUGCAGAGUACGCGGUGGCAUCUGUAAAACUGACGGUCAAGAGGCCUCCCGGUGUGUCCGCUGCCGAAGGCGCCGGGCUGCCCAUCGCGGCCGGCACUGCGCUCCAGUCUCUUCGAUCAAUCGGCGCCAAGUUAGACGGCACUGGAAAGCCCCUGAACGUGCUGGUCACUGCCGCGUCCGGUGGCGUGGGACUCUACGCAGUGCAGCUCGCGAAGCUGGCGGGCCUCCACGUCACGGCCACCUGCGGCGCGCGGAACAUGGAGCUGGUGCGCAGCCUGGGCGCCGACGAGGUGCUCGACUACAAGACGGCCGAGGGAGCCAGCAUGCGGAGCCCGUCGGGGAGGAAGUACGACGGCGUCGUCCACUGCACGGUCGGUGUCGGCUGGUCGACGUUCGAGCCCCUGCUGAGCGCCACCGGGAAGCUGGUGGACAUCACCGCCAGCUUGUCGGCCUUUCUCAGGGCCGCCCUGCACUGGGUGACGUUCGCGAGGAAGCGGCUGGUGCCGCUGCUCCUGUGGCCCAACAAGGCGGACCUCGAGUUCCUGGUCGGGCUGGUGAAGGACGGCAAGCUCAAGACCGUGGUCGACUCGAGGUUCCCGCUGAGCGAGGCGAGCAAGGCGUGGGAGAAGAGCAUCGAUGGGCAUGCCACCGGCAAGAUCAUCGUUGAGAUGGAAGGCUGA
Miscanthus lutarioriparius is the source of this 993-nucleotide messenger RNA. Lineage: Eukaryota; Viridiplantae; Streptophyta; Magnoliopsida; Poales; Poaceae. The record is from the annotation of a GenBank genome assembly.